AUGAGUGUCAAUAAGGGAGCCCGAGUAAUGCCAUUAGACGGAGUCUCCUCAUCUUCUCGACCCGCGUGCAUUCGCCUCAUCGAUGCCUAUGGCUCUCUUGGUGGUCCUGUUAGAGCAGGUUUACGGUACACCAACGCUCAGGAUGCCCAGCAGUUCGUGCCGGCUCGUAAGCUGCCCUCAGUGAUGGGUGGCGCGCCAGAACAUUCUGCGAUGUAUCGGGAGAGGUUCCUGGCCCUUCGGAAAGCUCUCUGGCAAUCGUCCGGUAAUCCUACGUACGUGGAUUUGGCAAUGGAAAAAAUCGCUUCGGAGGGAUCUAAAAUGCCCAAGAUCCGUGUCAAGGGCCUGGGGGACGUUUUCCAGGCAUCGACGGGAGGAAUGAUGGAGAGAAUCAGCAUCAAUCCUGAUGUUGAAGACAUUUGCAUUGAGGAGCCCCCGAAGCCAGAAGAGCAGUCACUCCUCAAUCCGGGUACUAGCGAGCGUAUUGUAAUAACUGCCGUUGAGAAUUUGCCGGGCAACGCGGGUGUUAAAUUCGUAUUCGGUCUUCUCUCGAGAGCAUCUGAGGGGUCAUUGCAGAUUGAGGAUAUUCACCAGAAUGUCAAGUUAGAUUUCUCUCAGUGUGUGCCGAGUAGCGAGCUCAUCGUUGUGGAUGCGAGCUUCGUGCUUCUGAAAGGAGAAAUGUCCGACUUGGGUGACGGGAUCUUUCACGUACUUGAGAUGAAGAUGCCUCCUAAGAUUUCACGGAAGUUCUGCGACCCCACCAUAGACAUCUUUGGUGCGACGGCCAGAGACAAUCAGCUCGGUAACCAUACCGGCUUGCUCGAGAUCUCCGAGAUCGGCCAACCUGGCCUUGAGUCGGCCGAGGACCUCAUGGUGGUGGUCAUGGGCGAAGUCCAUUUGGAUGACGAUGAUACCUUGGAAAAAUUGGCCGAUAUUCUCUUCGGCUUUGAGAGGAUGGAUCAGCCGCCUCCAGCAGUGUAUGUUUUCAUGGGCAACUUCACCAAGAAGCCUGUCAAUAUGAAGUCAGCGAAAAGUGUCAGAGAUUAUAGAGCAUGCUGGGCUCGGUUAUCGGAAGAAUUGGAACAAUACCCGAAAACUAUGGCCAACUCCCAGCUUGUAUUCGUACCCGGCCCGGACGAUCCUGCUGGCAUCGGAGGUCUCCUGCCGAUUCCUGCCCUUGGGGACUAUCUCACGGAGAGGAUUGCAAAAAAAUUCAAGGGCGUUCAUAUGUGCUCCAACCCGGUGAGGAUACGUAUGGAUUUGGGAGGACAAGUUGUCGAGGAGCACGGAAGCGACCUCUCCAACAAAGCGGACUUCAUUGCGUUCCGGUCGCCAGAUGUAUGUCGUAAACUAUACAGCAACUGCAUCGUAAGACAACUAGAAAGCACAAGGGCUGGUACAAAGGAGGAGAGGCAAAUGAUCACGAACAGAGAAUUUUUCCGAGCCAUUGCGCAACAAGCUCAUCUUUGUCCCGUGUCACAGGAGGUUCAGCCGGUCAUCUGGGGGCUAGACCAUAUGUUACAACUUCACGCCCCGCCCAAUGCUGUAUUCAUUUGCGACCAGUAUGUAACCUCAUGUGAGGAGUUGGUCGAGGAUGAACUGGUCUUCUGUAGCACUGGCGAGUUCAAGAGAUCCUUCACAGACACUGUUCUGGAGAUGGGUCCGGGAACAGGGAAUAUGAGCGUCAAACUGAGCGAGCUGGCGAAUCGAGUGGUGGCAAUGGAAGUUAACGAAGGGUUGGCUAAGGAGGUUGAAAGACGUGCGGAGAUGAAAGGAGCCUCAAAUAUGGAAGUUGUUACGGGUGAUUUCAAGAGACUGGCUUUGCCAAGGUUUGACGUUGUCAUAGCUAACCUACCAUACCACUUGGCAACGGGAUUCCUUUUGAAGCUGAUGGGCCAUCCGUUCCGGACUGGUAUCAUUAUGCUGCAGCAUGAAUUUGGAAAGAAGCUCCUAGCGGACCCUGGAGAGAAGAUAUACUCUCGAUUGUCGCUAAACAUGCGGAUGUUCUUCAAAGCAGAACGGAUAUGCAAGGUACCGGGCCGAGCAUUUUUCCCGCAGCCGCAGACUACUUCAGUGAUAAUUCGGCUCACACCACGUGUUCCGGCGCCGAAGGUCGAUUUUGCAGAGUGGGACGCUAUGAUCCGGAUAGCGUUCUUCCGUAAAAACCAAGAUGUCUUCAAGAUGUUCAAGCGCCUCACCGUACUCAAUAUGCUAGAACAUAAUUAUAAGAUGUGGUGCUCCAUCAACCGCAUAGUUACUGCGAGCGUUCCACAGCAAAGGAAUCUAUUUCGUCAACUUUGCCACAGCUCCGGCGCAGCUACCUCAGGAGAAUUUCAUAUCGAUUCUAUGACCCAAAACAAGACGACGGCUUCUUGGCGAAAGUGGUCGGACCAGAUUUACCAGACAAUGUUAGCGACUGUGAAACUGACAAUGAUGAAGAUGAACACGAUGAUGAUGCGUGGUUGCCAUGCUGACCGUUUCUGCAUGAUCAUCACGUCAAGCUGUCAAUUGCAUGGGAAUCGCCAAGAGAUCGGUUCACGGAGUCUCGUUAUGAAGAAUGUCGACCAUAUGAUGUUCCCACCGAAACAUGAUCAUGCUAAUGAGUGUACAAAGGAGCUUCGAACCAUGGGUAUACAUUUGAACCUGCCAGCCAAGUCCUGGCUGAAUACUGUCAUGAAUGACAUUCUAAUUCACGUUGAAGAUAAUAUUAUUCGGAAUCCGAAGUUUGGAUCCAACACCACCUGA
Molecule: messenger RNA, 2742 nt
Organism: Perkinsus marinus ATCC 50983
Lineage: Eukaryota; Perkinsozoa; Perkinsida; Perkinsidae
Product: dimethyladenosine transferase, putative
Exons: 26
Coding region: 1-2742 (913 amino acids)
Biological process (GO): error-prone translesion synthesis; rRNA modification; DNA-templated DNA replication
Cellular component (GO): epsilon DNA polymerase complex
Molecular function (GO): DNA binding; rRNA (adenine-N6,N6-)-dimethyltransferase activity
Source: RefSeq, a predicted model, not a curated record